GAUAGUCUUGUCCAGCCUACACUUCCUACAGAAUUAAGUCCACGUUCCCUGAAAGAUCAGUUUUUAUCACGUCUCAUUUUUCAAGUUACUCGCCACAUGCGACCUGAUUGUCACUUUUUUGGCGUCCAAAUAUUUAACACACAACAAUUCAGAGUCGGCUAAAAUCUGUAUAUAGCUGCCUAUCCAGUUACGGCAUCUUAAAAAUUUGCACGUUUUUCCUUAUAAAAUCAACAACUUGCCGAAUCAUGAAUCAUGAUCUUCACAGCAUAUCAAGCUCUAAGUAUCUCGCGAGCAUAACAUUUCUAUUUCUAUCCUUCUUAUGAGGAACAGAGAUACAUGUACAUAAAUAAAUAGAUGAGUCACAUGCACAACUACUAAGUACACAACAAGAACUUUAGAUAACAAUUUCAUUCGUUUUUGUAAAUGCAAAAAAACAUUUUCUGGGUGAAUUUACAGGAAAAAUAGUUUAAAAUUACAAAACGCAAUCUUAUUCAUGUACAUAUCCAAUCAUGUUCAACUAGUCUUUAUUUGUGCAUCAUAAUCUAAACAGUUAUUUGAGUAGCUCAGACACAGAUCAAAGUUUGGGUCGUGAAAAAUAAAAGCUAAAAGUUCAGUUUACAUAAGUUAAAGAGUCAGAAUAAUAAUUAUUGUUAUGGAACAAGCUCAUGAAACUUUUCAUCUAACCCGUUCAGUUCAGCAUGAGUCAUCAAGUCCUAGAGUUAUUAAUAAUAUUUGCACUGCAAAAUGUGAUCCAAGUUCUAACCAUGUCAAUGCAAAUCGUACAAGCCUUCCCAAACAAUACAAGAAAAAUGUUCACCUAUGGAUUGUUGCUUUUCUCAUUAUCCUCAUCGUGAUGAUACUUGGGAUUCGAAUAAUCUACAUCACGUCUAAUUCCUUAGUCAAUGUGAAUUUAUGCCAAAGUAUCGAAUGUGUCAAUGUGAUGCGACAAAUAAAAUCUUCCAUACACGAACAUAUAGAUCCUUGUGACGAUUUUUAUCAGUUUGCAUGUCAAGGAUGGAUAUUAGAUUAUGCCAGUAAAUUGGAAGAACAAGGUGAAAACGCUACUGAUACGAUUGAUGAGAUUGGUGAGGCCAACAAAUUGCUGCUGAAUGACUUAAUUGAUGGGAUUGAUCAUCAUAACUCAUCGGGGAAUAGCGUCGAGAUAAAAGCAAAACUGCUCUACCUGUCGUGUCUCAAUAAGAACGGAACACUGUCAGAUAAUUUAGAGAGUUUACAAUAUUUGUUGAUGGGGGCUGAUAAUGCAACAACAGAUUCAUCCGAAUCGUCGUUGGUCGACACGGAGUCGGAGUACGAGAAUGAGCUUGAUGAGCAUUAUACCACUCAAAACAGUGACGACAUGCAAGAGUCUGGGGAAGAUGAUGAUGAGGAUGAAUGGGGGCUAGCAGACUUUCUCAGUAUAGACGAAGAUUCUACCCCACUCGCCUGUAUGGAAUGCACCCUCAAGUUAUUCCCUCAAACGGUUGGAAGACUGUUUGUCCAGCAAUAUUAUCUCCAUCAAGAACCCAGUGUGAACAAGUUGUUGAGUGUAUUGCAGCUUCAAUUUGAAUCCACAAUAAAGCAAAUGCACUGGAUUGACGAAGAAUCAAAGAGAAAUAUUACGGAAAAUAUUUUCUCGAAUUUAACUAUUCUGGUUGGAUACUCGAACAUAACUAUGAACACGAGUAUGAUACGGAUGGAGGAUGAUAUCUAUGAAAAUGUUACAGUUUCCGAGCACGGAGACAAGUUCUUAUCCAAUAUGCAAUCUCUCUUAGAAGUACUAAAAUUCCACGCAGAUGAUUUUGAAGAUGAGACGACUGAUCAUAGUAAUCAUGCUGAUGAGAUGGUGGAACAAUUGAUGGCAACUACAACCACAAUGGAAAUGCAAUACCGACCCGAUCUGAAUGCUGUCAUUAUACCUGUAGGAAUUGUACAAAGGCCACUUUUUCAUCCAGGAUUUCCAAACGUGAUAAACUUUGCCAGACUGGGAAUGAUGGUGGGACAUGAGUUUGGUCAUGCUUUGAUUAGAUACAUGGAUGGAUUUACGGAUGAAACCGGAAUCAAGUAUCCCAGCCAAAUUGUAACCAAUAGAGCAACGCUGGACGGAUACAAAGAAAGAUGUCAGUGCGUCAAGGAGCAAUAUGACGGGUUCCAAGUACCACUGCCUUCACAGUUUAAUAAUGUAACAAAAAUAAUGAUUAAUGGGACUUUCACUCUUGACGAAAAUGUGGCAGAUCUCAUCGGAUUACAAAUUGCAUUCAAAGCGUUUCAAAGCGAUGAUUCUACUCCGAGCUUACUUUCUGGGUAUACUAAUGAACAGCUAUUUUUCAUAGCAAGUGCACAGAAUUGGUGCCAGUCAUUUGCAGAUGACAAUGCUGCAGUAAAUUAUCUAAAAGAUUUAGUAGAAACGGAUGAACACAGCCCAGCUCCGGCCAGAGUGUUGGGCAAACUCAGCAAUUUUAAAGAGUUUGCAAGUGCCUUCAAUUGUCCGAUGGGAUCUCGCUACAAUCCAAAAUCCAAGUGCGAUUUUCACUGAUUU
This is a messenger RNA of Folsomia candida, 2536 nucleotides long. RefSeq names its product endothelin-converting enzyme 1. The record is from RefSeq and is a predicted model, not a curated record. Gene Ontology annotation, molecular function: metalloendopeptidase activity. The transcript is spliced from 7 exons. Lineage: Eukaryota; Metazoa; Arthropoda; Collembola; Entomobryomorpha; Isotomidae. Bases 653 to 2533 code for a protein of 626 amino acids. Gene Ontology annotation, cellular component: plasma membrane. Gene Ontology annotation, biological process: protein processing.